GAUUUCCACAAUCGACGAUCUACGGGGUUCACUCGGCCGACUACACGGCAACGGCAGCCAUUUCGACGCUUCUCGACGCUCUUCCACGCUCCGAAUUCGUCGAGGUACAAACUCCAUUGCGUUCGCCGCGUUCACAAAUUGUUAUUGUUAUCGUCGUUUAUAAUCAGCGUUCUUCUUCAUGAAACACUCCGCUUCUGUGUAGCGAUUCGGUACAGUGGGGGGGACCUGAUGUAUGUUGCAGGGCUUUAGACGACUCGGUGUGUGUUAGGUGCCAAGGACAGAUUUGGCCUCCACGAUGGAUUUUGCACAAUGAUAUGGUGCAGUUAACUUUUCUGCUUCUGCAUUUCAUUGUUCUUCGCUGAUGAGUGGUUUGCUGCUCGGUCAUCUUUGUUCUCAAUCAACUCUUAUCUUUCGUCGUUUUAGCUGAGAAAGAGAGAAAGAAAGAGGGAGAGACAGUGUAAAGAAGAAAGAAGUUUCUAAAGUCUGAAAGAUACAAGCGUGAAACAACUUUUCGAAAAUGAGCGUCAUAAUCAGGCUGCAAAAUCUGGCGUGGUCCGCCAAUGCGUUGGACAUACGUCAAUUUUUCAGAGGCCUGAGCAUCCCGGAGGGAGGAGUCCAUAUUGUCGGCGGCGAAUUGGGAGAUGCGUUUAUCGCAUUCAGUACCGACGAAGAUGCUCGCCAAGCAAUGAUGCACGAUGGCGGCAAGAUCAAGGAGAUGAAGAUCAAGUUGCUAUUGAGCUCACGCACCGAGAUGCAAAAGGUAAUCGAGGCCGCUCGGCAGCAGACUUUGAGCUUGCAAUGCAUCAUGCAAACCGCGCCGGUGGCGGUACCGCCUGUGGUUCCUGGCAAGCAGCCCGGUUCGCCGACAGAUAAGAGAGACAAGGAUAACGACAGCGAGUCCAGCAAGGAGCGGAAGGAUAGGCGCGAUCGAUCGAGAUCGCGGGACCGUUCGCGGUCGCGCGACCGCGAUCGUGACCGAGAUCGCCGCGAUCGGGAUCGCGGGAGAGACCGGCGCCGACGGGAUCGCAGUCGAUCGCGAGACCGUGAACGCGAUAGGCGAGAUCGGCGUCGUCGCCGGGACCGGUCCAGGUCGCGCGAUCGCACCAGAUCGCGCGAUCGCGAUUCCAAGCGGAACGCCACGAACGACAGGCGCAAGGAUACUAACGAGGAUGACAACAGCGAGGUCGUGUGCGUCGGUCAGUUUCACAAGGACAAGGCGUCUGCGGCUACGUCGAAGAAACCGCUUGAGAACGGCAUAUGGGAGGUUCCGCCGCAGACGCAGAUGCAGGCCGCUCUGUUGGCGCCGAGCAUGUUGGGGGCCGGCGUCGCAGCUCUGUCCCAGGACUCGGAGACUCAGCGUUCAGCCAUGGCCGGCUUUGGCACCCCUGUUAUGGCCCAGCAACCGAUGCUGCAAUCCGGACAGUUCUCCCUAAACGGUCUUAAUGGCGUCGGCAAUCUCAUGCAACCGCACAUGCAGACAAUCGGGCACACGGUGGGCAUGACGUCGUUGUCGCAGAAUCUCAACACCGCCGCCGGUCUACCUAGUUUGAGCGGUCUCGGAACUCGUCCCAAGGAACCCUGGGGUCAAAGCGAGCAGGGAAGAAUAGAGCAGACUGGGCGAUUCUCCGGCCGAUCGAAUCAAUUCAGUAAUCAGGAUUACGGGUCCGCGGGCAAUUACCGCGGCACCAGGCCGAACAAUCCCUUCCUGAACAAGGUGCAAGAGCUCGAGGGCCGUCGUAAUCCACACGCGUUCCAGGCUGGCAGCUCCAACUUCAGCAGCUACGACAACGAUCGGCCAACGUCCGGCAGAAAGUCCGGCAACUCGAGAUUCUCCAACGAGAAUAAGAACGGCAGCGGUGGUGGUGGAGGUCAUUGCGUGGAAGUGCGCAACAUGCCGUUGAACGCGACAUACGCGGAUCUACGCCACGCGUUCCAUGGCAUCUACAUCAGGAAGGACGGCAUGAAGAUAAUCAACGAUAACCACGGUAAUCGCGUAGGCAUCGCGUAUAUCAAGUUCGGCAAGGCCGACGGUAAGGAACUCGCGCUGAGCACAACGAGAUACGUGCGAGGUUCCGAGGUAGAGGUGCUCGAUUUGGACGAGAGUAUCUUCGAAAAAGCUGUGAAUUCUUACUCGCCCGAAGGCAGGGAGGAUGGCACCGACGGCGACAUCAGGAACUCUAUGUGCAUCCUGCUGACCGAUUUGCCGUCCUUCACCAAGGAGAUGGACAUAGCCAAAUUGUUUCACGACUGGAAGAUCAACGAUCUCUUCAUUACCAAUAGCAAGGAGAACGGUACCACUCAGUAUAUGGCUUACGUGCAAUUCGCGCGACUGGAGGACGCCAAGUCGUCGUUGAGCACACCUCUCAAGAUCGGUAGCAAGCAAGUGACCGCGACGGCGAUCAGCGAGGAUAAGUUCGCGCAGGCGAAGCGCGAGCACGAGCAAACGAGCAUGAAUCAGACGGAUUGUAUUCUCAUGCGUGGCUUGCCGUUCCAAACGAUCGACCGCGACAUCUUCGACUUCUUCUCGGACAUCGGCAUCGUGCCGCUCUGCAUUCACAUGAUGCUCAAUCAGCAGGGCAAACCGGCCGGCGAAUGCUUCUGCGAGUUUGAAUCGGCCGACAAGGCGGAACGCGCGAUCGCUAAGAACGGUUUGCCACUUGGCAAAAAUAUACCCACUAUCGAGUUGGUGCCGCGCGUCAAGAUGCUCGAGACCCUCGGCAUGAUGGAGGCGCAACAGCAAACGCAGCAGCAACACUUCCCGAUGCAGGAACAGCACCAGAGACCGCCGCGCUUCUCCGGCCCGAUGGGCCAUAUGCUGCGCUUCGGCAACACCGGCUUCGGGCCCCGUUGCCCGCCCGGCGGCCUAAUGGGAAUGCCGCGUCACAUGAUGAACCGCCAUCCACCGUCCAUGGACUACGUCGAGGGUUUCGGUAAGCCCGGCUGCGUCUUAUCGCUCGAGAACGUGCCGUUCAAGGCGGACAUCAACGAGAUUAUCGACUUCUUCGGUGAUUUUGACGUGAAACGGGAAAACGUGAUUCGCCGCUACAACGAGAGGGGCAUGCCGACGGGGGAUGCGCGCGUGGCCUUCUCGUCGCCCAGCGAGGCACAGCGAGCGCUCAAGGAACUUAAGCACUGCAAGAUGCGAGAGCGCACCAUAUACAUGAAAGUGGCGUGAGACCUAUCAUUCCGCCGCGAAGAGGCUGAUGACAAUGCAUGAACGGAUCACCGUCACCGCAGUGACGAUAUCCGACCGGAUCGGACGAAGCUCUUUGUGUGCAGAACAAACGCAAUAUUCAAUAAGAUGUAAUCUAAGAAUUAACAUAAGAGUCGGUUUUAUAUGAAAAAAUCCUUGCCAACGAGUGCUCGCAAUGGGGAUAGGAAAUGUACUUUCGGAGAUGUACAAUAGAAUGUCAUCUUCGCGUGUGAAAGACUGUACUUCCUUGUUACAUUCGCGCCGAUCUACAUGUACAUAGAACGCGUUAACUUUUAAAGGACAAUCUUCUUCGUUGACUUCAUCUAUGCACAUCACAAUAUACCAUACCGCCCAAAUUCUUUUGUCUAUCGUAAUUCAAGGCAUUUAACCGGUUACUUACUACUGCAUUAAGGACUCGCGUACGUCAUCGAACACGAUCGUAAACGCGUUUAGGAUAAAAAAUGUGUUCGCUGUUGACACACUUUUCGAAGUACAACUCGACCAUACGAUUACCAGGGGAUAUGAACGAAUGUACAUUAUACAUGUAAAAAUAAAACUAUCAUUUUAUUUUUAAUACCAUUGUAAUACCAAAUAACUUUUAAGUUAUAGAAACGAAAGAAGCAGAGUACAAAGUUAGAGAUUCGAAUGAUUACGUUUACUUUACAUUCGCUGACAUGGGCUGAAUUUGUUAGAGGAAUCCGAAGGUUCAUCCGCGGUUCGGAUGUGAUGUAGGGGGCAAUUAUGAAAACCAAGUACAUGUUGCAUAUAUUAUAUAAUGUAUGUACAUUAAAAUCUUACAUAUAUGUAUAUGUAAGGUAUGUUAUUACAUAUCUUGCGUAAUGUAUAUAUUCAUGAUAAUUCAUGUGUAUAUUGCGUACGUUAAAUGUAUAUAAAUGUAGAGAUCAUGCACCAUAAUCUUAUGCGCAAUCGUACAUACAUUUAUCGCGACUGGAUUUGUGUAAAAUAACGAACAAUAUCAACAGUACAUUUAUAGACGCGCAUCAUCGCACAUUGUCACAAACUUGUGUUGUAACGUACACUUGAAGACUUCAAUAAAUUUUUACUCAAAUCUAA
Messenger RNA from Vollenhovia emeryi, 4267 nucleotides. Its product is annotated as epithelial splicing regulatory protein 1. NCBI's taxonomy places the organism in Eukaryota, Metazoa, Arthropoda, Insecta, Hymenoptera, Formicidae. Gene Ontology annotation, cellular component: ribonucleoprotein complex. The transcript has 4 exons. Gene Ontology annotation, molecular function: RNA binding. The record is from RefSeq and is a predicted model, not a curated record. The coding region runs from base 518 to 3175 and encodes 885 amino acids.